CGCGGGCCGCGACCUGGCACUCGCCUGGAGCGCGCGGGCGAGGCGGACGGAGGGCGCCUGAGCUCUAGGAGCGCACACAGGUGCGCUGGCUGCACUGGGCUCCGCGCCGAGGUGUGCGUGAGCGUCCCGGGCUGGGGCUCCGUGGAAAGCGGCUGCGGCUCUUAAGCACAGUCGGGCUCCCUGCCGGAGCCGGAGCCGGAACCGGGACGCCUCUUGGCCAUGGCUCUGGCCGACAGCACGCGAGGACUACCCAACGGGGGAGGUGGCGGAGGCGGCAGCGGCUCCUCGUCGUCUUCCGCCGAGCCGCCCCUCUUCCCCGAUAUCGUGGAGCUGAACGUGGGGGGCCAGGUGUAUGUGACCCGGCGCUGCACUGUGGUGUCGGUGCCGGACUCGCUGCUCUGGCGAAUGUUCACGCAGCAGCAGCCUCAGGAGCUGGCCCGGGACAGCAAAGGCCGCUUCUUUCUGGACCGGGACGGCUUCCUCUUCCGCUACAUCCUGGAUUACCUGCGGGACUUGCAGCUGGUGCUGCCCGAUUACUUUCCUGAGCGCAGCCGGCUGCAGCGCGAGGCUGAGUACUUCGAGCUGCCGGAGCUCGUGCGUCGCCUCGGCGCGCCUCAGCAGCCCGGCCCGGGGCCGCCGCCGCCACAUUCACGGCGCGGUGUGCACAAGGAGGGCUCCCUAGGCGAUGAGCUGGUCGCUCUGGGCUACGCGGAGCCCGAGCAGCAGGAGGGCGCGUCGGCCGGGGCACCGUCGCCCACUCUGGAGCCGGGCAGCCGCAGCCCGUCCGGGGGCGCGGUGGGCCCACUGCUCACGCCGUCCCAGUCGCUGGACGGCAGCCGGCGCUCGGGCUACAUCACCAUCGGCUACCGCGGCUCCUAUACCAUCGGGCGGGACGCGCAGGCGGACGCCAAGUUCCGGCGGGUGGCGCGCAUCACCGUGUGCGGCAAGACAUCGCUGGCCAAGGAGGUGUUCGGGGACACCCUGAACGAGAGCCGGGACCCUGACCGGCCGCCGGAACGCUACACCUCGCGUUAUUACCUCAAGUUCAACUUCCUGGAGCAGGCCUUCGACAAGCUGUCCGAGUCGGGCUUCCACAUGGUAGCCUGCAGCUCCACGGGCACCUGCGCCUUUGCCGGCAGCACCGACCAGAGCGAGGACAAGAUCUGGACCAGCUACACCGAGUACGUCUUCUGCAGGGAGUGAGCUCCCAGGACGUCUCGCGACUCCGGCAUUUGCCCCUACUCCUCGCCAGGAUACGAUUAGGAACACCCCCUUCCUCCCGAACCGAAGCCCUCAGACUCUCCCCUCGCCCCGCAGCUUCCUUGUCUCCCGUCCCGUGCCUGGCCCAGACCCUUCCGCCGCCCUCGCCACCCACUCCAGAAUUUGCGGCUGAAAAUCCAUCCUCUGGGCUGCUUCGUUUUUGGAUUCCUUCUAGCAGAGGGGGCCCCGGGACACUCCACACCCCCACCCAUCCUGUGCUUCCUUUCUCGCUGCCUCAAACCACCCCUCCCCCAGCUUGUACCUCCCUCUGGAUCCAGCUGGGCCCCAAGUCGCUGUGCACCUGGGAGUGGCCGAAGUCAAGUUCGGAACCUGAUUGGACCAUGUCCACUGCGUCGUAGAGCCCUUGAGAUAUUCCGGAUCCCUUGGGACUCCUGUGCGGUGUAAGGGAUCCGACUGGGUUAACAGUGCCCCAGAGUAGAAUUGUUUAUUUUUUAAGAGGUUACUGCAGUGUCUGACCCUCUUAGAGGUA
Ochotona princeps (American pika) is the source of this 1750-nucleotide messenger RNA. RefSeq names its product potassium channel tetramerization domain containing 12 (gene KCTD12). The record is from RefSeq and is a predicted model, not a curated record. Gene Ontology annotation, molecular function: protein binding. Bases 220 to 1203 code for a protein of 327 amino acids. Gene Ontology annotation, cellular component: postsynaptic membrane; presynaptic membrane. The transcript has a single exon. Lineage: Eukaryota; Metazoa; Chordata; Mammalia; Lagomorpha; Ochotonidae. Gene Ontology annotation, biological process: regulation of G protein-coupled receptor signaling pathway; protein homooligomerization.